AUUCAUACCGUACCUGUUCUCUUCAACAGCCCAGAGGAACCUGGGAGUCCCCAUGCGUCACGCGGAGCGACACCCUGCGGGACAACCGUAUGAGAACCGGUGUGUAGAAAAAUAUUGACUGCGUGGAAAAAUAUUGAAACGUGACCUCACAUUGGGCAUGGCGAGAGCAGGGCCUUUGAAGACGACGAGUGCUUGGUGGUGAUGGAACACAACGCCAACUCGUCAGACACCAGAGCUAGACCUCCAGGCCUCAGUCUGGUCACGGUCCAGAUGGAGCCCACGUGCGAGGCCGCCCGCUCGGUCACUGUGGAGACCUACCCCGAGCCUGUCGUGGACACCCAGAUUGACCACGGUGAGGAGGAGGAGACCGACGGCGAGGAGAAAGCAAGCAGUCCCCACAGUGCUCCCAGUUUGCAGUUGACUGAAGAGGAGUGGCCCAGCAUGGCGGCGGACAACCAGAGCCUGUGCCAGGACACCCUGCCUCCCCCGUCAUCCUUCCCCACCCCUUCCCCACCCGAUACGGGCCUGCGAUCCUCACUCACCCUGCGGGGGGCUGAGGCUCUGGCGGCCCCCCUUCACCACAGCCUCAGCGUGUCGCAUGGGGGCGCCCCCUUGAUGAUCUCGCACCACGUCUCGGUGGGACACGCCACAGUGUCGGUGGACGUUCAUUUUUACCCAACGGCUGCCACCAUGGUGGGGGCAGGCGCAAGCGCCGCCACUUCUACGUUGGAUAACAAGCAGGAGAACGAUAAGGGCAGACUCCAUCAGAGCAAAUGA
Molecule: messenger RNA, 777 nt
Organism: Syngnathus typhle (broad-nosed pipefish)
Lineage: Eukaryota; Metazoa; Chordata; Actinopteri; Syngnathiformes; Syngnathidae
Exons: 2
Coding region: 202-777 (191 amino acids)
Source: RefSeq, a predicted model, not a curated record